AGCGAGACCGGUUGAAGCACCGCAGCGCACACCAACACAAACACAAGCGAGUCCGGCUGAAGACCGCAGCGCAUCUCACUACAAUGAUUGGGUGUUCGGAUGUUUUUCCGUGAUUGGGUUUGUACGAGAGAAAAGGCGAGGUAGAGAAAAUGAUCACGUUGCUAGUGAUUGCUUGGAAUAGGUAGUUGUGGCUGACGACCACCAUGCUGUGGAUGCGAGACCGGUUGAAACACCGCAGCGCACACCACCACAAACACAAGCGAGUCCGGUUGAAGACCGUAGCGCAUCUCACUGCAAUGAUUGUAUGUUCGGAUGUUCUCCAUCAUUGAGUUUGUGAGAGGGAAGAAGCGAGGUAGAGAAAACGAUAACGUUGCUAGUGGUGGCUCGGAAGAAAUAUUAGUGGCUGACGAUCAUCAUACUGUGGAUGCGAGACCGGUGGAAACACCGCAGCGCACACCAACACAAACACAAGCGAGUCCGGUCGAAGACCGUAGCGCAUGUCACUGCAAUGAUUGCGUAUUCGGAUUUUUCCCGAGUUUGGGUUUGUGAUAGGAUGAGGUGAGGUAGAGAAAAUGAUCAAGUUGCUAAUGAUUGCUUGGAAGAGGUGACAAUAGAUAAUCAUGAAUGAUUAUAACGAAUGAAUCGAUGCCAAACCAUUAAAGUAUUUUGGGGCAUAUGAUAACACUUUUUUUAUUUGUAUGAGAGAGGAAUCAUACGUAGGUGAAAAUUGCUUCGCUCUCUAGCGAACAUUGUAUACACUGCUUUUCGUCAUAAGGAUGUUCACUAAUUUGAGGUCAUGUUUCAUAUUACAGAUGGAAUCGGACAAGGACUGGCCAUUGGACCCGUUUAACGGUUCGGUCGAUCCUUCAGACCUGCGUAGAGAAUGGGAGGAGUGGUUCAGAGCAUUUGAACUGGUUUUGGAGCUCAGAAAAAUUACAUCGCAACAUGAGAAACUCAUUCUCCUCUUGGCACGGGGAGGUCGAGGUCUUCAGCGCAUUUAUUACAAUUUACGACCAGUAGCUGACGAAGUGCACCCGGAGCCGGUACAGGUCCCGCUAAUGCCACCCGAGACACCCGAGUAUGACAACGCGGUCAAACGUCUUAACAACUUCUUUAUCGGAAAACGGAACGAGCGGGUCGAGUUAGAAGUGUUUCGUUCAUUGAAGCAAUCAUCCGACGAGUCAUUCAGUCAUUUCAUCCUGAAGCUGCGCACGCAGGCAGCACGGUGUGAUUUUCGAUCUCGCGAAGAAGUUGAAAUUUUGCAUCAAGUAGCAAUGGGUGCUCGCGACGAACGGGUCAGAGACAAGGGACUGGAGGAUUCUAUGUCUUUAGAUGACUUGACUAACUACGCGAUGAACAGAGAAAUGCUACAGAAACAAAAGGAGAAAGUACGGCAAUUCAAGAACGACGAAGAUGCUGGCCGCUUGACAGUGGCUACCGUUAAGCCGGACUGGAGGAAGAAGCCAAGACCAUCAGCUGUUGGAUUCCGUGAGAGACGUUGGAACCAGGACAAGCGCGGUGAGGUGGAAUGCGAGAAUUGUGGUUCAUGGAAGCACCAGAAGCAUUCACGCGAAUGUUCUGCCCGAGCAGCCCGGUGCAACAAUUGCGGACGUCUGGGUCAUUACGCAAGGAAGUGCAGAUCAGGAAGAAACAUUCGUACAAGCAACAAUCAAUUCAGCAGGCGCAAGAUCAGCGAAGCGAAUUCAUUGCGGGAGGAAGAUCGCUACUGCAAUCGUGAACGAUCCGAGGAGGUUUCAUCCCGACGCAGAUCACCGGAAGCACUGAAGGUAUACACGAUAGAUGAAGGAGUGAUAACCUGCAAAAUAGAUGAAUCUCCUGUGAAGUUCUUAAUAGACUCUGGUGCGGCCAUAAACACAGUCACUGAACAGGAUUGGAAGAACCUCUUGAACAGUGGGGCGAGAAUACAUAAAAAACGAUAUGAUUACAGCCGACAAUUCACAGCAUACGCAACCCAAGAACCAUUGCAAGUCCUCGUAAUCUUUGAAGCUUGGGUUUCUAUUAACGACACCAAGCCCAAAAGUUACUCUGAGUUUUUUGUCAUCCAGGGAGCAAAAAGGUCAUUAUUAUCCAAAAGAACUGCAGAAGAACUUAAAGUCUUGAAAGUUGGCCUUGAUGUCAUGAACGUCGAAGUUAAAGUUGACCCAUUCCCGAAAUUUCCGAAUGUGCGAGUCAGAUUAUCGGUUGAUCCAAACAUUCCUCCCCGGAAAAUCGCAUACUUGCGUAUCCCUGUUGCGAUGGAAGAAAAAGUGGACCAGAAAAUUCUCCAAAUGCUACAGAGCGAUGUCAUUGAACCUGCCGUUGGUCCUCCAGAAUGGAUUUCACCCAUGGUGGUGGUUCCGAAAGGAAAAAAUGAUAUUCGCUUGUGUAUUAACAUGAGAUACCCGAAUCAGGCCAUCCAACGUGAGCAUUAUCCGCUUCCCAUGAUAGAUACUCUGCUGAACAAGCUUCGUGGAUCAACGUACUUUUCGAAGAUCGAUAUCACGUCCGCCUUUCAUCACGUUGAGCUCCACCCUGAAUCUCGCGGAAUCACGACUUUCAUGACCAGCAGAGGGCUCAUGCGAUUUAAAAGACUCAUGUUCGGCAUCAACUGCGCCCCAGAGAUCUUUCAGCGGAUAAUGACAGAAAUGUUGGCGGGGAUCGAAGGGGUCAUAGUCUAUAUUGAUGAUGUUGUUGUUUCGGGAAGAAACCGUAAGGAACAUGACGCUCGAUUGCGGGAAGUUUUGGCCGUACUGGAAGAGAACAACGCAAUGCUGAAUAAGGAGAAAUGUGUGUUUGGCGUGGAGAGGCUAGAGAUUUUGGGGUACGAGGUCAGUGCGGCCGGUAUUAGUCCGUCAGAGGAAAAAGUAGUCGCGAUCCGAAACUUCAGAUGUCCAGAGACUAAAGAGGAGGUCCGAAGCUUUCUGGGUCUUGUAAACUUCAUUGGACACUUUAUUCCAGAUCUUUCGACUAGAACUGAGCCGUUGCGCAGAUUCAUUAGGGGGGAUGUUUCUGAAUUCGGCAAAGCUCAGCAAGAAGCAUUUGAAGAUUUGCGCUGUGAGAUAUCGAGCAAUGUUCGGAGACUAGGUUUCUUUGACCCAGCGGACACAACCGAACUAUUUGUCGAUGCGUCACCGGUCGGACUCGGAGCAGUUUUAACUCAAAAGGAUAGCGCUAAUUCAGCACGGAUCGUGAGCUUCGCUUCCAAAGGUUUAACCAAGGCUGAAAGAGUUUAUCCCCAAACUCAACGGGAAGCGCUAGCUGUAGUAUGGGCGGUUGAAAAGUUCUACCCAUAUUUAUUUGGAACGAAGUUCACCGUGUUCACCGAUCAUAAGACGCUGGAAUAUAUCUAUGAAGGAAAACACCAGUUCGGGAAGCGAGCAUGUACCAGGGCAGAAGGUUGGGCCUUGCGGCUUCAGCCUUAUGAUUUCACGGUUCAGCAUAUCCCCGGCCAUACCAACAUCUCGGACAUUUGUUCUCGUUUGUGUCCAGCCUCAGAAACACCCUUUGAUGAAACUACAGAACACUAUGUAUGCUCCAUCGGCGAAGUUCCAAAUGCCAUCACGCUUCAUGAGAUUCAAACAGAAACAUCUCUGGAUGAAACUAUGUCAGCAGUUAUCGAAGCCAUACGGACUCAAAAUUGGCCAAAGGAUUUGUUCCGUUACCAGGCGUUUGCAAAGGAAUUGGGAGUGAUCAAGGACAUAGUUGUCAGGGAAGAUAGAAUAAUUCUGCCACACAAACUGCGUUCCCGAGCAUUAGAGAUUGCUCAUCGAGGUCACCCUGGCAUUGUGGCAAUGCGCCGGAAUCUCCGUGAAAAGGUAUGGUGGCCCUGCAUGGAUCGAGACGUACAAGAAUACGUACAGCAAUGUGCAGGUUGUGCAGCUGUGAGUGGGUUGGAGGCACCGGAACCAAUGCAGCGAAAGUUGAUGCCGGAAAGAGCAUGGCAGGAAAUUGCAAUAGAUUUUUUCUCCGCCAAAGAAUGCGCAACGUUUCUGGUCCUUAUCGACUACUACAGUCGGUAUACGAAAGUUAUGGAAAUGAAAGGCACCACGGCGAGGAAGACUAUCGAAGCCCUGGAAAACGUGUUCAUCGAGCAAACAUAUCCUGAAACGAUUAGAUGCGAUAAUGGACCCCCGUUUUCAUCUGAAGAGUUCUCGCAAUAUUGCACCUCUAAAAACAUCAAACUUAGCAGGACGAUUCCAUACUGGCCGCAAAUGAACGGCCUGGUCGAACGGCACAACCGAGGCAUUUUGCGUGCACUCAGAAUUGCCAAGGCUACCAAAGAGGACUGGCGAAAGGCGAUCAGAGACUACGAGUAUAUGUACAACACGACGCCACAUUCUAUGACAGGGAAAGCACCUUUGGAGUUGUUAUCCGGAAGACCGAUCAAGGAUUUGCUUCCAUCAUUGCGGACAGAACCAUUCUGGACACGCGACGAAGAAACUCGGGACAGCGACGCCAUCAAGAAGAUGAAAGGAAAAAUCUAUUCUGACAAUCAGAGAGACGCGAAGGAAUCCAGAAUCGCGGUUGGUGAUGAGGUUAUGUUGAAGAACUAUGAAUCUGGAAAGCUGGAAGCAAACUUCAAGCUCGAGAAGUUUAAGGUUGUACGAAAAACGGGAAGUGAUGUCAUCGUUACGAAUGAGGAAGGGUUAACAUAUCGUCGCCCCGUGUCUCAUUUGAAAAAGUGGCCAUCCAUUCGUGAUUCACCAGUGGUUUUGGACGAAGCAGAAGAGUGUUCUCCGCAGACAUCGAAACCAGACCAGACCGGACCGGAAGUGUCUUCAAAUCCAGUAUGCAGCUCUAAGCAAAAUAAAAGGGUCCCCGGUGCUUCGGAUAAAUCUACAAUUGUACGGCCUAAACGAACAAAGAGGUUGCCAACAAGGUAUGACCCAAAAUUCGAAUGAACAGUGAAAAGCGAACAUUGAAUUUUUUUUUGUUGUUUUUUUUCUUACACCACAAAAAGGAUGUAGAGAUCAAAAGUUAAAUAAAACUGAAAUGUAUAUUUGCUUCAGUGUUUCAAUGACAAUGCGAUACUCGAUUCCCCUAGAGUUCUCCCCUGGACAAUGGUUGUGAUUUCGUAGAGGGAGAAAGGUAGAGGACUUGUGUGAGGCAUGAAAGGUCAGGCAUUGAGGGAGGCAGUGGAGUUCGAACCUUUGACGAGUGCGGAAGCUAGUGGCCACGCAGAUUGUGCGCUGAGAAGUUGGUCAGCGGAAUACGCGAAGGAAAGGUGGAGACAGAAGCGCUCGAGAUU
Messenger RNA from Aedes albopictus (Asian tiger mosquito), 5248 nucleotides. RefSeq lists its product as uncharacterized. The transcript is spliced from 2 exons. Gene Ontology annotation, biological process: DNA integration; proteolysis. Gene Ontology annotation, molecular function: aspartic-type endopeptidase activity; zinc ion binding; nucleic acid binding. Bases 777 to 4901 code for a protein of 1374 amino acids. The record is from RefSeq and is a predicted model, not a curated record. NCBI's taxonomy places the organism in Eukaryota, Metazoa, Arthropoda, Insecta, Diptera, Culicidae.